This is a messenger RNA of Schizophyllum commune H4-8, 3850 nucleotides long. RefSeq lists its product as uncharacterized. Gene Ontology annotation, molecular function: transcription coregulator activity. NCBI's taxonomy places the organism in Eukaryota, Fungi, Basidiomycota, Agaricomycetes, Agaricales, Schizophyllaceae. Bases 8 to 3424 code for a protein of 1138 amino acids. The transcript has 3 exons. Gene Ontology annotation, cellular component: Z disc; nucleus. The record is from RefSeq and is a predicted model, not a curated record.
CCCCAUCAUGUCGCAGGCUCACGGAUUCCUUGCUGGCCAACAAAGGGCACAGUCCAGAGGCUUUGUUCCCGCCACUCAACAACAAACGCAGCAGCCUGCAGGAUACGCGCAGCCUCACGAUUCCAGGAUGUAUCAGCAGCAGCCUCCCCCUCAGCGACAACCCCCGCAGAACGCGUACCGUCAGCUCGUUGAGCAACAGCAGGCAAGGCUACAGCAGUACAAGCAGCCUUUGCAACGACAACCUGGGCAAGCUGCACCUGCGGGAAACCAACAGCCGCGUCCGCUCUCACAGGGAUUCGGUCAAUCGUCAGGAUUCAACAAUGCACAAAGGCCCCCCUUCCGAUCUCAGCAAUCCGCGGGGAGUACCUCUCAACCCUUCAAUGCGGCGCGAACACCAUCUACUCAGCCAGGUCAAUACUUUGGCCAGUCCCAACCAGCGACAUCUACUUCCCCCAACACCCAAACACCGAUGCAGCGAAUGCAACAUGGCUACUCCAAUAGCACGCCCAACGCUUCUUUCGGCAGUCAGCCACCACCGCAGCGAGGCCCACCGAUCUCUCCAUCCGCGAUCAGAGCCUCCCAAUCGCAGACACCCUCUGUGAUCGCACCAUCCCCGCAACAAGUGCCUCUCCAGCCGCAACAGAUGCAGCGGGGAAGGCCGUUACCUCCCCCGAGGCGCGCCGAUACUAUGCCGCCAGUCCAGCCGGCAUCGUCAUUCGGUGGAAGUACCCCGCAACGCGCGCCCGCGAUGGGUCAGAAUAGGAACAUGUUCCCUCCCCCGCAAGCACCUGCGCGAUCAAUGUCCACUUCCCCCGCACCCAUGACUGCUACACAUAGUAUGCCUAGCCCGACGCGCCAGAUGUCGCGGUCUCCCUCUCCUGCGCCGCCGGCGGUCAUGACCUCCCCUUCGCGUGGGAGUAGGCCUCUGCCAGUCCCCACGCCAGGGCCCUCGCGCGUCAAGCACCAGUCGCUGGACAUCAGUCGUUUACCCAGCGUCAGUGGUCUGCCCAAGUCCAGCUUCGACGGCAUUCCAAUCGCAGGUAGCCCACCAGGCAACGCUUGUCCCGUGAGCCCGCGCAACUUCGCUGCAGGCCUGCCGGAUAUACCCUCGCAAGCGAGCAGGUCUGCCAGCCGAUCUCCCAGUCCCACCAAGGCGCAACCAGUACCACCUCCCCUCCCGCCGCGACAGUCUCCAACGAAGUCCUUCUCGGACAAUAGCGCGACGCCGCGCUCGUUCCCGCCGCCGCUACCGCCUAGACAAUCGCCGACGAAGGAAGACACGGAGUCGGUCCUCCGCAGGCGCGAAAGCCCUCCGAAGUUCGACCUUAUGUCGUCCGACCCGCCCAGCCCUGAGAAGCCCGGGUCGCCGACAAAGUUCGUGCCGUUGUGGAAGCAGCGGCAGCGUACGUUCGCGGCGCCGCCGGUGACGAGCAGCCAGUCGGCCCAGCCGCCGCAGCCGUCGCCGAAGUGGAUCCCGUCACUUCAGCAGUCGUUUCACAGUCAGCCUUCGCAGCGGCAGUCGUACCAGAGCCAGCCGUCGCAGCAGAGCCAGGAACCGCCGAGUCCAUCCGCCUAUUCGUCCCAGUUUUCCCAGUCUCCUUCGAGAUCCGGCAGACCUCUGCCCGCUCCUAAUGGUCGCUCGUUUCCGGGGCCACCGACCGAGCGCUCAGCGUCGCCUGCGUACUCGUCGGAAGAGGAGGACGAAUCUGAGGCGAGCGAGGAGUCCGGGAUAGAACCUCCCAGCCCCGGAUACGGUAUCCGUGACCUGCCGCGCAACAGUCAAGCUCCGCCCCUCGAGGACUACUACGACUACACCAGCGACGGCGGCUCUUCGAGGAAAGGCAGCAACUUCUCGGAUCGCGGGCGGCUGCCGUACCCUCCGCAGAUGGCGCGCUCGCUGCCGGGGCGCGCUGCCAAGCCGCCGGAGAUGACGAGGAUGGCGAAGAGUGCGGCGACGGGGGAUACGGCGAGCAUGACGCUGCGGUUCGCGGCGCUGGGGAUGGAUGACAAUGGGGAGCAGACUCAGCAGAGGGGUGGUAGCGGCAGUGGUCUACCACAGCCGCCGCAGAUGCCAGCGCAGCGACAGCCCAUUGUGCCGGCACAGCAGCAUGCAAUGCAGACUCAGCAACCAGUGAUGCACGCUCAGCAGCCCGUAACGCAGGCCCAGUGGACGAUGAUGCAGGCGCAGUCAUACGCCGCCUCGCGGUCGAGGUCAUCAUCGCCGGCCAAGCGUAUUCCUGGCCAGUGGGACGACCUGGACGACCUCCCUCCGCCACCGUCGCGCUCGCUGCCGCAGCCGCAGUCGCCGCGCGUGACGACGCAUAGCCCGCUGCAGUUCCGCCGCACGCCGCCCGCGUCGUCGAGCACGUCGUCGAUGACGGUGGAGAGCCCGUCGCCGCGAGAUGGAAGGAAUGCGCUACCGAAGAUCAACUUGCCGGACGACGGUGAUGAGGACUUCUCUGGGGGUCCGUCUAUCCAGGUCAGCCCAGCGAUCAACGUCGAGCCGCCUAGCAUCAGCGUCAACGGGCCGCCGAGUAUCAGCGUCAAUGGUCCUCCGAGCAUUAGCAUAAACGCACCCAGUAUCACCUUCGACCCACCGCAAAUCAAUGUCGACCCGCCGAGUAUUAGCGUGUCUGGCGCACCGAGCAUUAAUGUCUCCGCUCCUGCGCCUGUCGACCCGACGGUCAUACCGGUCAUCGCCUACGGGGGCGGUAUCGACGAACCUCCGACGCCGCGCAAGCUGCCUAAGGACCUGCCGCCUGUAAUUAGGAGAGGAGGACUGGCGUGCGGGGGUUGUGGCGGUGCGAUCAUUGGGCGGAUCGUUAACGCGAUGGGCGUGCGGUGGCAUCCGGGCUGCUUCAGGUGUACAGUCUGCAAUGAGCUACUCGAGCACGUCAGCUCGUACGAGAAGGACGGGCGACCGUAUUGCCAUCUCGAUUACCACGAGAACUUCGCACCCCGCUGCUACACCUGCAAAACCGCCAUCAUCGAGGAGCGCUUCAUCAGCCUCGACGACCCCGCUCUCGGCAAGCGCAACUACCACGAGCAGCACUUCUUCUGCGCCGAGUGCGGCGACCCCUUCCUCACGCUCUCCGGCGGGCUCCCAACCACGCGCGCGGGCGAGCUCAGCGUGAGCGGCGACGGGACCUUCGACUCGGGCGAAGGCGUCGGCUUCACCGUGUACCGCGGGCACCCGUACUGCGAGAACUGCCACGUCAGGUUAAGGAUGCCGAAGUGCAAGCGGUGCAAGAAGAGUAUCAGGGAGCAUACGCCGGCGGUGGAGGCGCUCGGUGGGAAGUGGUGUUAUGAGUGCUUUGUGUGUGCGGGAUGCGACCGGCCAUUUGAGGACCCUUCUUUCUUUGAGAGAGAGGGGCAGCCGUAUUGCGAGCACUGCUAUAUGGUGCUGCUGCGUAAUGAUCUAUAGACGGACGGUGGCUGCAUGUGUAGUUAUCCUCGUUGACGCCUCUUGACGCCCUUCCACGAUCUCUUCUUCCCAUCUCUUGUUUUGCAUUCAUGUAGCGUCUAGACGUUGCUCUCGUUGCUUUCGUUCGUAUAUAGUGUACAGUAUCUUGUGCUAUAUAUCAGACUCGAGACUUGACAUAGUCUUCGGUGCUGGAAUAUGUUCCAUGUAUAGUACUACGCCCCGCUCAAGAACUGUAGGCCGCCAAGAUGACCUCCUUCACAACCUCUUCCGCCUCUUCGUCGGUGGCCUGAUAUACGAGUGACUAGUCGAAAACAUCUCGGAUGCUAGCGGACAUGAACUCACCUCCAACUUACGACGAGCGGCAUAUGCGCGCUUGGUGAGUGCUUCCCUCGCGCGCGCGAUGAGCAAGCUCAUGACCAGCCCAAC